Messenger RNA from Arabis nemorensis, 2532 nucleotides. The record is from the annotation of a GenBank genome assembly. NCBI's taxonomy places the organism in Eukaryota, Viridiplantae, Streptophyta, Magnoliopsida, Brassicales, Brassicaceae.
AUGGUGAAGUUCACAGCCGAUGAGCUUCGUAGGAUUAUGGACUACAAACACAAUAUCCGUAAUAUGUCUGUUAUUGCCCAUGUCGACCAUGGGAAAUCAACCCUCACUGACUCUCUGGUUGCUGCUGCUGGUAUUAUUGCCCAAGAGGUUGCUGGGGAUGUUCGUAUGACUGAUACUCGUGCUGAUGAGGCAGAACGUGGUAUCACGAUUAAGUCCACCGGUAUUUCUCUCUACUACGAGAUGACCGAUGCCUCCUUGAAGAGCUUCACCGGGGCCAGAGACGGUAACGAGUAUCUUAUCAAUCUGAUUGACUCCCCUGGGCACGUUGACUUUUCCUCUGAGGUUACUGCUGCGUUGCGUAUUACUGAUGGUGCCCUUGUGGUGGUGGACUGUAUUGAGGGUGUCUGCGUCCAGACUGAGACAGUGUUGCGUCAGGCCCUUGGAGAAAGGAUUAGGCCAGUCUUGACUGUCAACAAGAUGGACAGGUGUUUCCUUGAGCUUCAGGUUGAUGGUGAGGAGGCUUACCAGACAUUCCAGAGGGUUAUCGAGAAUGCUAACGUCAUUAUGGCCACAUACGAGGACCCUCUUCUUGGUGAUGUUCAGGUCUACCCAGAAAAGGGAACUGUUGCAUUCUCUGCUGGUCUCCACGGAUGGGCGUUUACGCUGACCAACUUUGCUAAGAUGUAUGCUUCUAAGUUUGGUGUUGAUGAAACUAAGAUGAUGGAGAGGCUGUGGGGUGAGAACUUCUUUGACCCGGCUACUAGGAAGUGGAGCAGCAAGAACACUGGUUCAGCAACCUGUAAGCGUGGUUUCGUCCAGUUCUGUUAUGAGCCCAUCAAGCAGAUUAUUGCCACUUGCAUGAAUGACCAGAAGGACAAGUUAUGGCCUAUGUUGGCAAAGCUUGGAGUUCAGAUGAAGAAUGAUGAGAAGGAACUGAUGGGUAAGCCUCUGAUGAAGCGUGUUAUGCAGACCUGGCUGCCUGCAAGUACCGCGCUACUUGAGAUGAUGAUAUUUCACCUGCCAUCUCCCCACACUGCCCAGAGGUACCGUGUCGAGAAUCUGUAUGAAGGUCCCCUUGAUGAUCAGUAUGCCAAUGCCAUCAGGAACUGUGAUCCUAAUGGCCCUCUCAUGCUCUACGUUUCCAAGAUGAUUCCAGCCUCUGACAAGGGAAGAUUCUUUGCUUUUGGUCGUGUGUUUGCUGGUAAGGUGUCCACUGGUAUGAAGGUGAGGAUCAUGGGUCCCAACUUUGUCCCCGGUGAGAAGAAGGAUCUGUAUGUGAAGAGUGUUCAGAGAACCGUCAUCUGGAUGGGAAAGAGGCAGGAGACAGUUGAAGAUGUUCCCUGUGGUAACACAGUCGCUAUGGUUGGAUUGGAUCAGUACAUCACCAAGAACGCAACGUUGACGAACGAGAAAGAAGUUGAUGCCCAUCCUAUUCGAGCGAUGAAGUUCUCUGUGUCACCUGUUGUGCGUGUUGCUGUUCAGUGCAAGGUCGCAUCUGAUCUUCCCAAGCUGGUUGAGGGUCUUAAGAGGCUGGCCAAAUCAGACCCUAUGGUUGUGUGCACAAUGGAAGAAUCAGGUGAGCACAUUGUUGCUGGUGCGGGAGAGUUACAUCUUGAGAUUUGUUUGAAGGAUCUUCAGGAUGAUUUCAUGGGUGGUGCUGAGAUCAUCAAGUCUGACCCUGUUGUCUCAUUCCGUGAGACUGUCCUUGAGCGAUCUAUCCGUACCGUCAUGAGCAAAUCCCCUAACAAGCAUAACCGUUUGUACAUGGAGGCCAGGCCCUUGGAGGAAGGUCUAGCAGAGGCUAUUGAUGACGGCCGUAUUGGCCCAAGAGAUGACCCCAAAAUCAGGUCCAAGAUCUUGGCAGAGGAAUUCGGAUGGGACAAGGACCUAGCGAAGAAGAUCUGGGCGUUUGGACCUGAAACCACAGGGCCUAACAUGGUGGUUGACAUGUGUAAGGGAGUUCAGUACUUGAAUGAAAUCAAGGAUUCUGUUGUUGCUGGUUUCCAAUGGGCGUCCAAGGAAGGUCCUCUAGGAGAAGAGAACAUGAGAGGUAUCUGCUUUGAGGUUUGUGAUGUGGUUCUCCACUCUGAUGCUAUUCACAGAGGUGGUGGUCAGGUCAUCCCCACUGCUAGAAGGGUCAUCUACGCCUCCCAGAUCACCGCCAAGCCUAGACUCAUGGAGCCAAUCUACAUGGUGGAGAUCCAAGCUCCGGAAGGAGCUCUUGGAGGAAUUUACAGCGUGCUGAAUCAGAAGCGUGGACACGUCUUUGAGGAGAUGCAGAGGCCAGGAACACCCUUGUACAACAUCAAGGCUUACCUGCCCGUCGUGGAAUCCUUUGGUUUCUCGAGUCAGCUUAGGGCUGCGACAUCAGGACAGGCCUUUCCGCAGUGCGUGUUUGAUCACUGGGAGAUGAUGUCUUCGGACCCUCUUGAGCCAGGUACUCAAGCUUCGGUUCUUGUUGCCGACAUUAGGAAGAGGAAGGGUUUGAAGGAACAGAUGACUCCGUUGUCUGAGUUCGAAGACAAGCUGUAA